Messenger RNA from Ahaetulla prasina, 2173 nucleotides. Its product is annotated as monoacylglycerol lipase ABHD6-like. The coding region runs from base 347 to 1333 and encodes 328 amino acids. NCBI's taxonomy places the organism in Eukaryota, Metazoa, Chordata, Lepidosauria, Squamata, Colubridae. Gene Ontology annotation, molecular function: catalytic activity. The transcript is spliced from 10 exons. The record is from RefSeq and is a predicted model, not a curated record.
UCCGCCCACCCACCCAGACGUCAUAAAUGAUUAUCUGCAGAAGUGCGCGUGCGGGAGAGCAAAGCAAGCAGUCCCAUUGCGAACCGGUAGUAAAGGUGCCAGAGCGAUGAAAAGGAGAGCUAAUCAAGCUCCAAAAGGCAGUUUCCAAAGAUUCCAGAUGUGGGAGGAAGAAUUGGUUUGUCCUAACACCUCCACAUGAGUAAGGCAGCUUUUAAAGCCUCUUCCAUCCCGCUUCAAAAUGCAGAUCAGCCAACAAUUGCACAGAAGCACAAGGAGUGGAUGGACACUCAUCACACUUACUCAUCUCAGGCAACAAGAGCAAUAAAGAAGCACUUUAGCUUACAGCAUGGAUUGCAACAUGGUCAAAAUGAUCACACAUGGUGCUUUAGACAUCUUAAUUAACUUCUUUAUCUCAAAAUACAAUCAGCUACCUUCACUGAUAUUCAGGUUCAUGAUCUGGACUAAACGUCUGAGUAUGGGCGUGAAGGUGAAGUAUCUCGACAGUGAUGGCUACCGGUUCAGAUACUUGACGCGAGGGAAGCCUGGAUCCCGACCAUCUGUGCUGAUGCUUCAUGGAUUCUCACUCAACAAAGACAUGUGGUUAAAUACCAUUGGAGUCUUUCCUAAGGACCUCCACUUGAUCUGCCUUGAUCUGCCAGGUCACGGGGGAACCACUCGCUUGCUCGCAGAAAGUCACACAGCAGUUGCUCAAGCUAAAAGGAUACACCAGUUUGUCCAGUGUGCUGGCCUGAACCACAAGCCUUUCCACCUGAUUGGCAUGUCCAUGGGGGGCAUGGUUGCUGGGGUUUAUGCCGCUCUCUAUCCAGCCCACGUCUCCUCUUUAGCGCUCCUCUGCCCAGCUGGUCUGAAGAUUCCAAAACAAACGGAACUCUUUCUGUGGUUAAAAAAGCUAGUUUUAUCAAAGGACCCUGCCGAGACUGCUCUUGUUUCAGUUACUAAGGAGCGACUAGAAAACUUCAUGAAAAUUUGCCUAUACCAACCGAGCUUUUUUAAGAUGCAGCUCCUAAAGGGAUACCUUGAGAAUCGGAAACCAAGUUUUCUGGACCUCACCAGCACUGAAUCGAGGUAUAGCCUCCAUGACAACAUGAGGAAAAUCAGAGCUCCCACCCAGAUCAUUUGGGGAAAAGAGGACAAGGUUUUUGAUUCUUCGGGUGCAGAAAUUCUGGCAGCUGCCAUUCCUAAUUCCCAAGUGCAUUGGCUGGAAAAAUGUGGACACUUCAUAACCCUCGAGAGGCCCAGGACAUCUGCAAGGCUCCUCUUGGAAUUCUACAAAUCGGUCUGUGACUCAGCCAAGCAGAAGAAGGUGACCUGAGGCUCAGGAAGUGCCAGAUGGCUGGAGACAGGCAAGGUCUGCUCCACCUCCAGACCCAUAUUAACUUAUCUGGCUGAUACAAUGGGAGCUACAACUAGAUACUGUGUGUGUAUCAUUGUUGGGUUACUCCAUGUAGCUAUGUUUACCUCUUCUUCACUCCAAUUGCAUUUCCUCUGUUGUUGAAAUUGAGGCCUGAGCAAAUAAUAUUUCUAAAUAUGGUCAGAACGGCUUUUCAGAUUUCUGCAUUGUAAAGUUGUAUGGUUCCUGGUACAGUGGCUCAGAACCACAAAUUCCUCAAUUUUCUCCAAUAUUGGAGAAAGAGCUCCAAAUAGGAAGAUAAAUCAGAUGUUAGACACUCCAACUAUUGCCUCUGUAAUCUAUUUAUUUUAGGAACCCUGAUACCAAAAAGAUUCCAAUGACGACAAGAGAUAGCAAGGCUGCCUGGCAGACUUUGUGCAACCAUCAAAGCCCUUAGCCCGCUCUGAAAAAAAGGAAAUUUUAGAUUAGCUGGGAGCAAAGGGCUUCAUCUCUACCUUGUCAAUCUAUCCCAGCAGGGCACUGGAUUUUUUCAAUUGUAUCUUUCUACUUUUUAUAGGAUUAAUAAUAGUUUUAAAAAUUCCUCCCUUGGGGGCAUGCAGAGCAUGCAAUAUAGCCAAGGACUUUGUGGCAACAUUUUGUACAAAUAUAUGAGUUAAAGACUCACUUCUCUAAUAUAGCAAGAAAGAAUAUCAGAUUAAGAUUUGAAAAUCAGUGAUCCUCAGUGCUGUGUCCACUGUUAAUUGCAUCUACUUUACUUCUCUUGUAAGUGGUGAGUUGUUGUUUGGUACAUUCAAGUCAGUC